This is a messenger RNA of Tuber melanosporum (Perigord truffle), 195 nucleotides long. RefSeq lists its product as uncharacterized. The record is from RefSeq and is a predicted model, not a curated record. Bases 1 to 195 code for a protein of 64 amino acids. The transcript has a single exon. Lineage: Eukaryota; Fungi; Ascomycota; Pezizomycetes; Pezizales; Tuberaceae.
AUGCUAUACUGGAUAGUUGCUCGUUCUACUGUGGCUGAGGGCGAGUUGCGAUGUUUAUUAUAUCCCAUCAUGAUUAAGAACUUUUUGUGUUUGCCUUACGUUGGCCUCGGGUCCCAUAAUCGUAUGCCGUUUCACAUUCCACUGUUCUCACAUUUAUCCAAGUAUCGGGGAAAGGGGUGUAAAACUUAUCACUAG